UUAACAAAAAUAAAUUUCAGUAUCGGUAAAAUUUGCCUCCGCAUAUUGGAAGGCGCAAGGACACCUGCCACCACAAGCUCUCCGCUGCCCACCGCCCGCCGCCUCUGCCUUGGCGUGUUCAGCCGCCAUCGCCGUCCCUGCCCACUGCUUCUGCUGGAAAGCAGCAACUAAGCUCUCCACCGCCCUUAGUCUUGUUCUUUUUUGAAAAUAAUUUUGUUGUUAUGGACUUUGACGACUUAGAAGAAGCGCCGAUAAAGGCCACGUCUCGAGUCUCCAAGUUCGCGCCAAAAUCAUCAAAGCUCAAACCUAAACCAAAAUCAGAACCUGCCCCCCCCAAACCUGAACCCCAACCACCCAUCUCCAAACCAGAGCCUCAGGAAUUCGUUGCAGCAACUGUCAAAAAGAAUGAAGAUGAUGGCGUCGAAACAGUGCCACCAACUCAUACGAAACCCGAACUCGACGCCACUGUCAAAAUGGAGGAGGCCGAAGACGAACCAGAAUCAGUUCGAGACGAUCCCAUAGACGAAGAUAUCCCUGAAGAAGACACAGUUGUGCGCGAAAUUGAUGUCUUCUUCUCUCCUUCUGUCGAUGCCCAGACUCAGCUAUACGUCUUUCAGUAUCCCUUGAGACCUUCUUGGCGACCGUACGAUUUGGAUGAACAAUGCGAAGAGGUAAGGUUGAAGACUAAAACUUCAGAAGUGGAGAUUGAUUUAUCCAUUGAUCUUGACUCGGACCAUAUUGACAAAGAGUUUGCCACCAAAUACAACAUCACAAAGCAGACUUUAUCAACUACGUGGAAGCCAUCUCAUGCAAAUGGAUGUGCUGUUGGGCUUCUUAUGGGUGAUAAGUUACACCUGCAUCCAGUUCAUGCAGUUGUGCAGCUCCGACCAACAUUACAACAUCUUAAUUCUGGUGGUUCAAAACGGAAGAAUGCUGCCUCCACUGGAGCAAAUGCUACUGUCAAAAUUGAGGGCUCAAAUGAAGAGAAGUCUGUUGCUACAUCAAAGAAGCAGAAUAAGCAGACAGGACCUUCUAUUAUUGAGCAAAAGAGUGAUGGUGAUGAGUGCUGGGUUCCUCUAAAGUACCAUAGCUGCAAGAGUGAUAUAUCCUCUAGAUAUUUGCAGCAAAUGGUGACACAAGAAAGUUCUCCUAUAAACUUCACAAUGAGAGCGUAUGAUUAUGUUACUGCACUGUGUCCUGGUGGGAGCAGCAACAAUUUACCAAAAGGUCUUUCUAAAAGGUAUCUUCUAUCAUUGCCCGUGGAAGAGCGUCUUAAGAAAAUGCUUGAGGAUCGUCCACUUCAUCGUUUCAGUGCUAUUAAGCACUUUGCUCCAGAAUAUUCCGAGAAUGAACUUCUAGGAUUCCUGCAGCAGCAUGCAAUAUUGGUGUGGGGACUAUGGACUGCAAAAAGUUCAUUGCUAUAUCCUGAUGGUGGUGUGGAAACUUUGGCCAGAGAUUAUUCCCUACUAUUGUUUAGCAAGAGUUUGAAAGUUCAGUUUUCUGAUGUGAGUAUUCGAGGAGGUGAACUUGUUAAUCGUGUGAGAAACUGCCUGAAGAUAUUUGGCGUGGAAAGAAAUGAUCUUGAUAAAUCUACUGGAAAACCAAAUCCUUACUGGAAGUUCAGAGAGCUUCCUGACGAGUCAUUCAAAAAACUCUAUCCAGAUAUUGUUGAAAAACAGGAAGAACUUUUCAAAGGUUUGGAAAAACAGUUAUCUGGUUUUUCUUCGAAUGUUGGAAAACGUAAAAUUGGUAAAAAUGCUGUAGCAAACCAAGGUGUGAACACUGAGGUUCAUAAAUCAGAAAGUUCAGAUCAACGGGUAACAAGUCUGGGCAGAGUGCCUCCUGCGAAAAUGACCAUGUCAAAUGAAACCCGACAUGCUCUGCCAAUUGCCCUGAAGAAACUUUUUCAGACUUACAAAGUUUGCAGCUUCAAAUUGAUAUGCGAAGGAUUGCGCGAAAUGGCAGUUUCCAAAGCUAUGCUUUCAAAGGGAGAUUCUAAAAUGGCUGUGGAUGCAGCUCACAGUCUUGAUGGUCCCCAUAAUGAGUUGAUGGCUGUCAUAAGUGAAGUUGCAUGCGAAAUCAAUGGUUCUUAUGUGCUGAAGUCAUCACCCGAUGAUCCAUUCAGGGAUGUUGUAAUUGAUAUGCUUUGUGGAAGUGGACCCAAUGCCAAGCUGAAGAAGGCUGAGAUACUUGAAGCUGCCAGAAGAAAACUCGGUAGGGAGGUCGCUAGCAAUGAAUAUACCAAGGUCAUGAGCGAGUUAUGUGUGUCAAAAGGUUCUGUUUGGGUCUUGAAAAGCGGUGAUGGAAGUAAGUAAGCAAUGAUCCGAGGUCCCCGAGGAUUGAACUGCCCACCUGCUCAUGAAUGGAAGUCAUACUCUGCUUUCUCAUGAGACUACCAGAGUUUAGUUUAUUGGUCAUAGUCAUUAUUCUCAAAUAUUCAAAUCUUUUCCAACUUUUUAGCUUUAGAUAAGGAAGAAAUUUAAAGAGAAUAUUUUUUAUUGUUCGAAUCAAAAGAAAAAGGUAGAGAAGUUAGAUGAAAGAAAACAGGAAUGGACAAAGAUUGCCCUGUUAGCUAUUAAUGGAAGUUAUAUAUCAUAUUUUCUUCUCUA
Molecule: messenger RNA, 2609 nt
Organism: Glycine soja
Lineage: Eukaryota; Viridiplantae; Streptophyta; Magnoliopsida; Fabales; Fabaceae
Product: DNA-directed RNA polymerase III subunit RPC5
Exons: 13
Coding region: 222-2315 (697 amino acids)
Biological process (GO): DNA-templated transcription
Cellular component (GO): nucleus; RNA polymerase III complex
Source: RefSeq, a predicted model, not a curated record